UUGUUACGUCAGAGGGCAACAAAGGUAGCGUCAAAAUGGCGGACAACAGGUGCUCUUUGUAAACAAAUACCUUACUAGUUUAUCACACAUUAAUCUUAAAUAUGCCGGGCAAGAAGAAGGGUAAAUCGAAGAAAGGAAAGAGCAAGAAGAGUAGCAGCAAAUCUUUAAAGGAGAAUGCGUCUCCCGCCGACCCAAUAGCGCCCGCCUAUGUCCCUCCUGCUCCUAAGCCAGGCGAAAGUCUUGUUAAACUAUUGACAUCAAAUCCAGUUGACGAAAAAGAAGUUCAUGGAUAUAAAAUGUCAAAUAGAAUAUUAAAGAACCUGACAUCACAGGAAAUCAGAGAUUUAUUGGUUGUGUUUGAACUGUUUGAUUCAAACAAUGAUGGGUAUAUUACCUCUGCUGAACUUCGGCGUGCAAUGAGAGCUCUAGGUUUUAAAUGCAGCAGAGAGGAUGCCAAACAAAUGAUUGCUGAUGUCAACUUGAAGGGCAAAAGUCAAAUAGAAUUUACAGAAUUUCUGGAAGUGGUCAUUGACAGACAGGGAGACUCCAGAGACAUGUAUGAUGAAAUCCUCAAAGGAUUCAGCAUGUUUGACUUUGAUAAAUCAGGUUCAAUAUCAUUAGACAAUUUGAAAAUGGCUUGUGAAGAAGCGGGAAUAAAAUUUACACAGAAGGAACUAGAGGAAAUGAUUGAAGAAGCUGACAUUAAUGGCGAUGGUCGGGUGGACCAAUCAGAAUUCAUUCGUAUUAUGCUCCAAACAAACCUUUUCUAAUUGGAGAUCAAACUUCUUUCUACAAACAAUGCACCGCCUGUGAAUCUGUGAUGUGUGUGUUAUUGUUAUUAAAUUAUGUAUUGUUUUAUACAUGUACUUGCCCUUGCAAUUUUUGAGAGAUUAAAAUUGUUCUGAAAAUUGAA
Magallana angulata is the source of this 913-nucleotide messenger RNA. RefSeq lists its product as uncharacterized. The transcript is spliced from 5 exons. NCBI's taxonomy places the organism in Eukaryota, Metazoa, Mollusca, Bivalvia, Ostreida, Ostreidae. The record is from RefSeq and is a predicted model, not a curated record. Gene Ontology annotation, cellular component: centriole; centrosome. Gene Ontology annotation, biological process: centriole replication; mitotic cell cycle. Bases 102 to 770 code for a protein of 222 amino acids. Gene Ontology annotation, molecular function: calcium ion binding.